This is a messenger RNA of Anguilla rostrata (American eel), 1451 nucleotides long. Its product is annotated as WASH complex subunit 3-like. Gene Ontology annotation, biological process: actin filament polymerization; exocytosis. Lineage: Eukaryota; Metazoa; Chordata; Actinopteri; Anguilliformes; Anguillidae. The record is from RefSeq and is a predicted model, not a curated record. Gene Ontology annotation, cellular component: WASH complex. The transcript has 8 exons. The coding region runs from base 150 to 743 and encodes 197 amino acids.
ACCCAGGAAGCUCCUCUCAGCAGUACCACGCUGUUCGGUUGAAUGAGCCAAUUGAUUAUAAUGAACUGAAAGUGAAUAUUAGCUUGAGUUUCGUGUUGACGAGGAGCGGUGGAGCCAAAGAACACAAAUAUACCUGGAAGGAUUCAAACAUGGAUGAGGAUGGACUGCCCAUAGUCGGAUCGGGAAUAGAUUUGACAAAGGUACCAGCCAUCCAACAGAAGAGAGUUGUUGCCUUUCUCAACCAGUUUAUUGUGCACACUGUUCGAUUCCUCAACCGAUUCUCCACUGUCUGCGAAGAGAAAUUGGCCAGCGUAUCCCUUCGUAUUCAGCGAAUUGAAACUACUCUCAGUAUUUUGGAAGCUAAGCUGUCCUCCAUUCCUGGUUUGGAAGAUGUGAGAAUAGAAGGGGUAGGACAAGCUGUCAACUCCAACGGUCCAGUGGUGGUAACCAGCCAGUCGGAGAUCCCUGCAGCUGCUACUCCUGGGGAGACACCAGACCAGCAGAGGACAGAAGUAGUCAUAGAGAACGUCCCAACUGUGUCUACAGACCCACGUUAUGCCAGAUACCUGAAGAUGGUGCAAGUGGGCGUUCCAAUCAUGGCUAUAAAAAACAAGAUGAUCCAUGAUGGCUUGGAUCCCAACCUGCUGGACACUCCCAAUGCACUUGUGCCCGAUGUGGGGAAGAAGGUUGCAGAGGAUGGGGACGAUCACAGCUCCAGUGGUGAAUCAUCCUUCAGUGACUGACUCCGUCUUUGCCUUAGCAAAAAAUCAUCGCUUGGAGACUGUCCCCUCCCAGACAGAAUAUAGAGUGGCAUGUACUGUAAUCUUACAGGGAGACCCUGUGCAGUGUAGGUGACAGGUAGAAGAGGAAUGAAGGGGAGGCAAAUAUGAAGUCCUGCCUCUGUUCAUGACUUAGGUCAGGAUUUGGUCCGUCAUAUAUGCUGAAUGCCAGAAAAGCUAAAAUAACUUUCAGCUCAGACCAUGUGAGAUGACCUCAAAAGAACUAUUUGCACUUUCAUGUCUGUCAGCUCUUAAUUUUUUUCUUAUUGAUGUAAUGACAUUGUGAUUCGCCAAAUGUUCUACUACGGGAGUAUCUAAUCUUAUCCAGAGGGAAGGAGUGGUUGUAGGUUUUUGUUUCAGCCUAGCACUACGACACCUCAUUCAAAUAAUGAAAUCAUUACGGUCUUCAAUCAGUCACAGACUUAGUGUCUUAGGUCCCUUAGUGCUGGGUUAAAACAAAAACCUUCAUGCACGCCAAGGUUUAAACAAAAACCUGCAUGCAGAAUGGCCAUUUUUGGAUAAUAUUGUUCUGCAAUAUGUGGUGAGGAAUUUUCCAUAUAUAAUAGUUAUAAUUAUAAUAAUAAUAAUAAUAAUAAUAAUAAUAAUAAUAAUAAUAAUAAUGUAUAAAGAUGUAACAUAAAGAUGCAUAAUAAAGAAACAUUUCAGUUCUCA